AUGUCCUUUUCAGAUAACGUCCAGGGAGGUAGCCACGAUACGUUUGCCGCGGAUGAUGAUGUAGGUCACACAAGUGAAGAUAUCGUUCUAUACCCGGAGCCAACAGAUUCACCCAAUGAUCCAUUAAAUUGGUCUACGUGGCGAAAAUACUGGCAUGCCUCUUUGGUACUUUUUAUCGUCGGUCUGACUGCCGCGACCUCCAAUGAUGCAAGCUCCGCCCAGUAUGGUAUGAACAUUCAACUGGGAGUUUCCUGGGGUGCGAUGAACACUGCAUCUGGGAUUCUCUUUCUCAGUAUCGGAUAUGCAACCUUGCUACUCGCUCCUAUCCCAUCGCUUUAUGGCCGGAGAAUGGUGUAUAUUAUCUGUCUACUCUGGUCAAUAAUCGGCUCGGUCUGGAUGGCUCGCACCCAGAAUACACAGGAUGCCCUCUGGAACCAGCUUUUCGUUGGCGCUUCUGAGGCAUGCGCCGAAGCCACGGCGCAAUUGUCACUCUCGGAUCUCUUUUAUCAGCAUCGACGCGGUAUGUCUAUGGGUCUUUACGUUCUCGCCACGAGUGUUGGGACAUUUCUAGGUCCCUUAAUCGCAGGUUUCAUUGCUGAUAAUGCCGGUUGGCGCUGGGUUGGCUGGGCUGGGGCGAUUUUGUCUGUCGCUACCCUCAUACUAUUUUACUUUGGAUUUGAAGAAACAACAUUCGACCGCAAGUUUGCGCUUCAAGGCGUUACUCCCCCUUCUCCGCCUCACCCUGCCACCACUCCAGAGGCCUUGGAGAAAUUUGCCACGCCCACAGGAAAUACAUCAGUGGUUUCCACCAGAGAUGUUGAAAACGGCUCACGAGACCCUAGAAAAUCCUACCUGCAGCAGAUUGCAUUGGUCACGCCAUCGCCUACCCUGCGUGGCACAGGCUUCAAGCAGUAUCUCGAGUCCUUGUGGCACACGCUCAAAGUUUUUGGCUUCCCAGCUGUCUGGUAUUCUGGCCUGCAAUGGGGAGCACAGGACGGAUGGCUUACUUUUUACCUCACGAUUGAAGAAGAUAAUUGGGUAGGCCCCCCAUGGAACUAUUCCGACAAUGCGGCGGCCAUUAUGAAUGUGUCGACCCUUAUCGGCGCCGUUAUUGGCUGCAUAUACGGUGGAUGGUUCUCCGAUACCUUUGUUCAGUGGAUGGCCAAGCGAAACAACAACGUCUUCGAACCUGAACACCGACUGUGGCUGAUGUUUCCAGCCGCGGUCAUAAGCCCCGCCGGCCUCAUGCUCUUUGGAAUUGGCUCUGACAAAGGUUGGAGUUGGCCUGGACCGUAUGUCGGUCUGGGUAUGAUCGGGUUUGGUUGGGGCUGUGCCGGCGAUCUGAGCAUGGCCUACCUUCAGGAUGCGUACCCCGAGAUGGUUCUAGAGGGUAUGGUGGGGGUUUCGGUGAUCAACAACACUAUCGGUUGUAUCUUUUCUUUCGUCGCAGGGGAUUGGCUGGCGGUCCAGAGUGUCAGCCAGGUGUUUAUCGCGAUGGGUGUCAUGAGCUUUGUGUUCAUGAUGACCACCGCGCCCAUGAUUUAUUGGGGGAGUAUUUCAAGAGCGUGGACAAAGCCCCGGUACGAGAAAUUUGUUCAUCUUCGGGAUGGAAAAUAG
Penicillium cinerascens is the source of this 1617-nucleotide messenger RNA. RefSeq names its product MFS-type transporter. NCBI's taxonomy places the organism in Eukaryota, Fungi, Ascomycota, Eurotiomycetes, Eurotiales, Aspergillaceae. Bases 1 to 1617 code for a protein of 538 amino acids. Gene Ontology annotation, biological process: transmembrane transport. Gene Ontology annotation, molecular function: transmembrane transporter activity. The transcript has 2 exons. The record is from RefSeq and is a predicted model, not a curated record.